Molecule: messenger RNA, 1021 nt
Organism: Ceratina calcarata
Lineage: Eukaryota; Metazoa; Arthropoda; Insecta; Hymenoptera; Apidae
Product: histone H2A-like
Exons: 1
Coding region: 66-440 (124 amino acids)
Cellular component (GO): nucleosome
Molecular function (GO): structural constituent of chromatin; DNA binding; protein heterodimerization activity
Source: RefSeq, a predicted model, not a curated record
UCUCUGCACAAGGCACCAUCUGGCAUUCAGUUUCUUUCACACAAGCGAAAUCACAAGAAUCGACGAUGUCCGGCCGUGGUAAAGGACAGAAAGUGAAAGCUAAGGCAAAGUCCCGCUCGUCUAAGGCAGGAUUACAAUUUCCUGUUAGCCGUAUUCACCGGCUUUUGAGGAAAGGAAAUUACGCUGAACGCGUCGGCUCCGGCGCGCCCGUCUACUUAGCUGCAGUCCUGGAAUAUCUGGCUGCCGAAGUUCUGGAAUUGACGGGAAACGCUGCACGUGAUAAUAAGAAAACGAGGAUCAUACCCCGACACGUACAGCUCGCUAUUCGCAACGAUGAAGAGUUGAACAAACUUCUUUGUGGAGUCACUAUCAGUCAAGGAGGUGUCCUGCCGAACAUCCAAGCAGCGCUUCUACCGAGGAAGACCGAGAAAAAAGCAUAAGUUGCUCCUAUAUCUUUAGAUAUUAUCAAAUGGCCCUUUUCAGGGCCCAAAUCAUUUUAACGAAGGAAUUCUUUAGUUUUGUUCCAUAAUCUUUCCUGUCCUUACAUAGUUUCAUUUAACUCGAUUUAUUAUUUUUAUGUUUUGUACCAGACACAAAAGCAUUAUAGAAAAGUUUAUUGCAAAGCAAUUUCUGUAAAGAAGGAUUGAAAGACGAAUUCAUAACAAAAGAUCUUGUGUACGCAACACAAAAUAAUUCUCAAUACAGCAAAUGUAAAUUCCUUAGUUCAGGUAGGUGAGAGGUCUUCGCAGCUGGGUUUUUUUUUAGGCCUGUUGGGACCGGUUUAACAAUGGGGGCCUCUCAUGCCAUUCGUGAAUCAUAAAACGAAACGCGGGAAAUGAGGCAACUACGGUUAAACUGGCCGGCAAGAGGCCAGAAAACCUCUUAUAAUAAAACUUGAUCGUAUUGUACCAUAAAUCGUCGCAUCGACUCUGAGAAAUACCUUGACUAUGAAAACUUGUACAAUUUGUUCCGUACUCUGUAUUAUUCUACGUUUAUUAAUACAAUUCAUUAUUUAAUAUAA